UUCAUACUCUAUUGAAACUUGAAAAAUUAUUGGUGAGCAAAGGAUGGUUACAUCCAUCUAAAGAAAUGACAUCAUUGGAGGCACUUGCUAUGUUUCUUUGGAGUUGCGCACAUAGUGAAACUAAUCGAAAUGUUCAAAAUAAAUUUGAAAAAUCAGGAGAGACGGUAAGUAGAAAGUUUGGGGAAGUUUUGGAUAGUUUAUGUUUAUUAGCAAAGGAAAUUGUAAGGCCUCCGGAUUUUAAAUUUACUGAAAUUCCAUCCAAAAUAAAAAAUGAUCGUAGGUAUUGGCCUCAUUUUGAAGGAUGCAUUGGUGCAAUCAAUGGAACGCAUAUCCCUGCCAUUGUUCUCACUAAAGAUCACAUUCGUUAUAUUGGUAGAAAGGGAUAUCCAACCCAAAAUGUCAUGUUGGUGUGCAAUUUAGACAUGUUAUUCACUUUUGUUGUUGUUGGUUGGCCUGGUACUGCACAUGACACUCGUAUUCUUUCAUGUGUGAUUGAAGAAAUGAAAAGUGUGUUCCCUCAUCCUCCUGAAGGAAAGUAUUAUCUUGUUGAUGCUGGAUAUACAAACAUGAAAGGAUAUCUAUCACCAUUCAAAGGUGAAAGAUAUCAUAUUCUUGAUUUUAGAGAUGAGAGUCAAGUAGAAGGAAUGCAUGAAGUAUUCAACCAUGCACAUUCUUCAUUGAGAAAUGUCAUUGAAAGAACAAUUGGAGUUUGGAAGAAACGCUGGCAUAUACCAUGUGAUAUGAGACCAUUUUCACUCAUUAAACAACAUAAGUUCAUAGUUGCAACAACAACACUCCAUAAUUUUAUUCGGAUGUAUGGUGUUGAAGAUGAGGAAUUUAAUAAAAAUGAUGAUAUCUAUGAAUAUAUGAUUGGUCGUGAAGAAGAAAUAAAUAUAAAUGAAAAUGUGGGUUUAUAUAAUCCAAAAAGAGUACAAGAUGAAGGCUACAUGAAUCGAAUUAGAAACCAAAUAGACCUUGCAUUGAUGGAAACUAGAAAUGUAUGA
Messenger RNA from Vicia villosa (hairy vetch), 1004 nucleotides. RefSeq lists its product as uncharacterized. The record is from RefSeq and is a predicted model, not a curated record. The transcript is spliced from 2 exons. The coding region runs from base 66 to 1004 and encodes 312 amino acids. NCBI's taxonomy places the organism in Eukaryota, Viridiplantae, Streptophyta, Magnoliopsida, Fabales, Fabaceae.